Molecule: messenger RNA, 3639 nt
Organism: Prorocentrum cordatum
Lineage: Eukaryota; Dinophyceae; Prorocentrales; Prorocentraceae
Source: the annotation of a GenBank genome assembly
AUGGACGGACCCACGAUGAUGAUGCACAUCAGGGAGAUGCUGCGCUCCGAGAUCAAGGAGCCGAUGGUGGAAGAUUUUGCGGACGUGAAGACGCCCAUCGACAACGCGAGCAGGGGCGUCGAGAGACACGAGGGGCGCCUCAACAACAUGGAGCAGGAGAUCAAGGACCAACGAAAGGGACGUUCGGCGGCUCCCUCGUCCACGGCGGCUUCCUCCAUGGGGCAUCCGCUGCGCUUCUCGGGGGUCGAGGGCGCGACGGCUCGGCCUGUCGCGCGGGGGCCGAAGAGGGCGCGCGACAAGAUUUGCGCGACUAUUGGCGGCUGGGAUCGGGACACACCCCGCGGCGCCAUCCUGAACGAGGCUCGUGCGCUCACCGACGCCAAUCCCGACAAAGCAGGGGAUGGGGUGUUCGCCCCGCUCAAGCGUGCCAGUUCCUUGAAGGAAAUCCGGCUCUCCAUGAUGAUCCCACGCGCGAAGAAGGAGGUGACCGACAACCUAGGCGCGCAGGCGGCGGACCUCGAGCUAGACUACAUUCGAGGCAUCACCUGGUGGAAGCAGCACAGGUCCGGCGAGAUGGUGAGGACCACGGGUCCCAUGAGCUUCAAGGAGCACGUCGCCGCCGACAUCAGCGCCCACACGGGCGUGCACCUCAGCCUGAUCGAGUUCCAGGCCAAGGAGCAGAUGUGCUUCAAGCUCAUCAGCUGGAACGCUCAGGGCAUUGCGAAACAGAACGCCGAGUACUUUGCUGCGACGCUGCGCUCGCAGCACGACUACGACGCGGCCAUCCUCCAGGAGGUCGGCUACUGGGGCAAGACCACGAGGCUGGAGGUCGGCGAGGGCGACUUCUAUUUGGUCACACCGCGGGUCGAGGGGCAAAAGCAGAUGGGGACUAUGGAGGAGCUCUCCGACCUGAUCAUGAUGGCACCGCCUGGGCCGCACCCGAUCGCGGGCGCGGAUGCGCAGACGGUCGACUAUGUUCUGAUACCUGCUCGCGACAUCUGGAAGGUCGGCACAACGCUCGAGGAGAUCACCGACAGCGCGCAAUCCGACCACUCGGCCAUCAUGCUGGAGUUGACCCUUGGCACCAAGAGGCCCUACAUUUGGAACGAAGGUCGUGCGCCCACGAAGGGCUGGACCUGCCUCGACGACCGCCUCCAGCGCUGGAGCCACAGCGCCUGCUACGCCGACCGUAACCCAGCGCCGAUCACUUCCAUGACGGACGCGGACGGCCCCAAGCUCCCCGAGGGCCGCGAGCUCACGCAGACGCUGCGGGCGUUAAGGGCACGUCGCCGGGUCACCCGCGACCGCACGCAGCGGACGAUCUACAGCAAGGAUGUCAUCCAGAUUCGCAGGAAGAUAUGGACCGCGAACAGGGCCCUGCAGCACUACCUGCACGAGGCUGGCAAUCCCCGAGUACGAGCUUCUCGCCGAGCUCAGCCUGGACCGAUCCACAACCAGCCGACGAACGCGGAGGAAAAGAUCGAGGACGACCCGCCGCGGAUCAAGGAGCUCCUGGAGCGCGAGCACGGCAACACCCUCAGGGCCAGCGACCGGGCUCUGUGCGACAUGCAGGCCGUGAAGUCGCCUGGCGUGGACGGGGCGGUCGCCAAGGUCCUGCAGGCCCUCGACGCGGGCUUCCUUGCCUCGCCCGCGGCCAUCUUCGAGAACCGCUUCCGCGGGGCACCCGAGCAUGCCAGGGGCCAAGCCUGGUCGAAGUUCAUCAUCCAGCUCAUGAAGAAGAAGGGAGACAAGCACACGCACAAGGGGCACAGGCCGAUCACGCUCCUGACUACCUUCGAGAAGCUCCACUCGGUUGGCCCGAUGAAGAAAUGCGCCGACAAGUUGACCCUGCGGGGCCCACGGAGCGCCUAUCGGAAGUCCCACCAAGCGAUGGACGCGAUCUUCAGCAUGCGCAUGCUGGCGGAGAAGGGAUGGGCUCGAUCCAAUGACAACGAGUUCCCUGGCGAGUGCUGGACACACGGCCGGGGCCACGAGUUUCCAGGCGAGGCGACGCUGCACGAGGCGGGACUUCCGCACGCCGACAACUUCUGGCUUUUUGCGGGCACGGCCGAGCCGCUGCGCCAGAUGACGACGGCCUGGCGGCGCAUCCAGCGAGCUCGCGGCCGGCACGCACCUCCUCCUGGCAUGACCUGGGGCGCGACGGCGCUGGACCCCGAGUUCGGCGACUACCAGAUGAGGGUCGAGGACGGCGCCCUGACGCGCACGCCUCGUGCCGAGAGUUCCCCUUGCCUCGGCUCUAUCUUCACCUUCGAUGGAAGGUCUUGGAAGGACGCGCAGCACGGGGUAGCUCGCGCCUGGAAAGCCUUCUACGCUCUCAAGAUGUCUCUACCUGGACGCGCCUGCCGCUGGCAGCAGGCCGCGAAGCUGUUCGAGCGACCCCACGCGACAUGGGACAUAGACGUGAACCUUCGCAGGCUCACCCGGGCUGGACACCCAGCCCGCCAGGCCGCCCUGCCAGACGCCACACCUGCCCAGCUUGUGCCUGUCCAUCUGCUACAGUGGCGCAGCAUGGCCUGGCUCCACAGAAUGAAACGCGAGCACGGAUCCCAGACGCACGGCCCCAAGUUCAAGGCCUGGACCGUCAGCAACGCCGCGAAGACCCUCGCCGUGACGACCGACGUCAGGAUGUCUGCCAGCACCGGCGGGAAGAACCCCGUAGAGAUGGCCGACGCACUGCUCGCGAACACCUCGAAGACCGAGGAUACACAGGCCUCAGCAGUCAAGGCCCUGCAGGCCCUGGUGGCGGUGGCGGCGGCCGACCCGCCGCUGAGCUGCGACCUGCUCCGGGACAGCAACACGACCUGCGUGUUCAACGCGUCCCACUCGGCGCCGGGGGACAUCACGCUGGAUUGGAGCGGGAGCAUCGUGCUCGCGGCCCACGCCGUGCUGCAGGCCCCCUACGGCGGCGUCUCGCUGCGCGCCUCGGGCACCCUCCGCGCGGAGGCGGGCGCACGGGUGUCCGCGCGGGAUCACGUCGAACUCGCGGGCCGGAGCGUCACCGUGGUCGGCGGGAGCUCCGACGGCGACACCGUCAGGGCCUACGAGGGGCAGGUGACGAUCGGAGGGCGGUCGGCGCGGGCGGGCGUGGUGACGCUGCAGGGCGGCGCCCGUGUCCAGGGCAUGGACGUGGCGCUCCUCGGGGGCAGGGUGGAGGUGGCAGGAGGUGCAUCUGUCACUGCCGGUGAUGACCGACACCCCGAAGAUGGUAAUCAUUCAGUGACGAUAGCCGGCACAGGCGACACGGACGACUGCCCCAACGGCAUCCUCGUGAGCGGCCCGGGCACCGCGGUGCGCGGCGGCUCCGUGCGGCUGUCCUGCAACGGCAGCGCGGUCCGGGUGGCCGACGGCGCGAGCGUGGAGGCCUUCGCUCACGAGGGGGAGCUGCUGGUGCUCGGCGACUCCGUGGCGCUGACUGGCUGCAACACGUCCGUGAACGCCUCCAGGAUUCAGGUCGUGGCCAACGCCGCCGCCGGCGCGAACAUCAGCGCCGGCCUGGAGGGCGUCAGCCACCUGGAGAGGCCCGAGGACAGGUACAACGGAAUACUUUUUUUGAUUUGCGGCCCGCAAGGAAAAGUCCAGAGGGCGGUCAGAACGAGGCUGGGGCACAGCGCACGAUGA